AUGGCACCCAUCCGCAUCGCCCUGGUCGGUCUCUCGUCCAGCGCCAAGACGGGCUGGGCGGCGGGCGCGCACCUGCCCUACCUCCUCUCGGAGCGCGGCCGGGCCCGGUACGAGAUCGUGGCGCUGCUCAACUCGAGCGAGGACGCCGCGCGCGCCGCCGUCGCCGCCUACGACCUCCCCGCGUCGACGACGCGCGCCUACGGCUCGGCGGCCGCGCUGGCCGCCGACGCCGCCGUCGACCUCGUCGUCGUCUGCACGCGCGUCGACAACCACCACGCCGGCGCCCUCGCCAGCCUCCGCGCCGGCAAGGACGUCUACAUCGAGUGGCCCGUGAGCCAGGACGUCGCGCGCUCGCGCGAGCUGCUGGCGGCGGCGGCGGAGGGCGGCGGGCGCACCAUGGUCGGGGUGCAGGGCCGCGUGGCGCCGCCCGUGCUCAAGGUGCGGGAGCUCCUGCGCCAGGGCCGCAUCGGAAAGGUCCUGAGCUCCGAGGUGCUGGCCAACGGCGGGCUCAACAGCCGCGACUCCAUCCCCGCGAGUCUGGAGUACUUUACAGACAAGGCCAUCGGGGGCAACAUCUACACCAUUGGGUUUGGCCACUUGUUCGACCAAGUCAACUCCGUCCUCGGCCACAUCCAGAACCCACAAGGCAACCUGCAUCUCCAACGGCCCGAGGUCAAACUCAUCGACGCGUCCGGCCAGGCCGCAGGCACCGUAACCACCAACGUCCCGGACCUGAUCGUCGUCACGGGCCAGGUGGCCCCGGGCCCCGACUCGGGCUCCUCCUCCGGCGUCGACGCCGCCGGCGCGGCCGUGCUCCACCGCUUCCGCCUGGGCGCCCCUUUCCCGGGCGAGGCGCCGCUGCGCUGGACCGUCGCCGGCGAGCGGGGCGAGAUCCGGCUGACGGCCAAGGCGGGCACGACGCUGCACGCCUUCUCGUACGACCUGACGGACCCGGUCGGCCCGCAAGGCGUCUCGAUCGAGGUGCACGACUUCGAGACGGACUCGGUCGAGCGCGCCAACUGGGCCUGGGCCGCCUGGCAGGAGGAGUUGCCGCUGCGGGCGAGGAGCGUGGCCGAGCUCUACGAGCGCUUCGCCGACGGCCGCGACGUCCCGACGCUCGCCGACGCCGUGCGCAGCCAGGAGCAGCUCGAGGGGCUGUUGGCUCGGGGGCCUUGA
Molecule: messenger RNA, 1176 nt
Organism: Gaeumannomyces tritici R3-111a-1
Lineage: Eukaryota; Fungi; Ascomycota; Sordariomycetes; Magnaporthales; Magnaporthaceae
Exons: 2
Coding region: 1-1176 (391 amino acids)
Molecular function (GO): nucleotide binding
Source: RefSeq, a predicted model, not a curated record